Molecule: messenger RNA, 2009 nt
Organism: Penaeus vannamei (Pacific white shrimp)
Lineage: Eukaryota; Metazoa; Arthropoda; Malacostraca; Decapoda; Penaeidae
Product: tetratricopeptide repeat protein 39B
Molecular function (GO): protein binding
Source: RefSeq, a predicted model, not a curated record
GGUGUGCGAGAUGGACCUCACCACGGCCAUGGAACAAGCAAAGAUGGCGUGCAGUUUCUUCUUUAACAACCGAUUUGAGGAAGCGCGCGCCCUCAUGAGACCCUGGGCACACAAGAGCAUGUACCACGCACUCGGCUAUGGGACCUUCAUGUACCUCCAGGCGAUAAUGACUUUCGAUCCUAAAGAUAUAGAAAUAGCUGUUGAUGCCCUGAAGCAGAGUGUGGAUGUAUGCAACCGCUUCAGAAGGAAGAACACCCUGGGAGAGUCCUUGGGGAAGAUGGUCAAGAAAACAGACUACAGCACCUACUCUAAGGUGGAGAUCCAUGCCGAGCUGUGCUACGCAGAAUGCCUCCUCCUUAGGGCUGUCCUGAGCUUCAUGGAAGAUGAGACCUUAAUUAGCUUCCUCAAGGGUGGCAUGAAAAUCCGAGCUUGUUACCAGUCUUACAAGGAGUGCUGGUACAUUCUAGAAGGGCGAGACUGGAGCCAAGACGAGGAUAAGAUGCAUUUUGAGUCUGGUGUUCGCAUGGGCGUCGGGGCCUUUAAUCUGAUGAUCUCUCAGCUUCCACAGAAGAUACUUAAGCUCCUAGAAUUUGUUGGAUUUUCAGGGAAUAAGCACUUAGGCCUAGCUGAGUUAGAGAAGGGAUUCUACCUUGAGGGUUCUCUUCGACGUGUCUUAUGUGCCCUUGUGCUGCUCGGGUACCACCUCAUUGCUACCUACGUUCUCGGUACUUCUGAAGGAGAUUUGGAAAUGGCACAAAUUAUCCUUGAUGACCAUUUGAAGCUCUACCCCAAUGGAGCCUGGUUCCUCUUCUUUGCUGCUCGCUUGGAGUAUGUCAAAGGGAACUUCGACCUGGCCAUUGAGAAGUACAAGAUCUCCCUGAACAGCCAGGACGAGUGGCGCCAGUUCCACCACUUGUGCUACUGGGAGCUUAUGUGGUGCUGCAUCAUGAGUGCAAGAUGGAAAGAAGCACAAGACUAUGCAGACAGACUGCUUCAAGAGAGCAAGUGGUCCAAAGCAACAUAUGCCUACCAAAAGUGCUGUUGCAUGUGCAUGAGGAUGGAUGAGUUGACACCAGCAGAGAAGCAAGAACUGGCAGAAACUAUGAGGACCAUUCCAGGCCUGAAACAACGCAUUGCCGGCAAGAGUCUUCCAAUUGAAAAGUUUGCUGUGAAAAAAUCUGCCCGGUUCUUUGCACAGGGAGAAACACUUACCCUCUCAGGUCUUGAACUUAUCUACGCCUGGAAUGGAUUCAAGAUUCUUGCCAAGAGAUAUGAAAAUGUAGAAAAGAUGUUCAGCAUUAUCGAAAGAGAAAUGAGACGAAUGGAGUCUAUAAAAGUACCUGACCGUGGAGACUACUACUGGGACGACUACCUUUUGGCCCACUUGGUAAAAGGCUCGUGCUUAGCCUACAUGAACUCUCCCCUGCAGGCAGAGGAAUGUUUCAAGUUCAUUGUUAAUAAUGAGAAGAAGAUCAAGGAGGACAACUACCUGGUUCCCAACGCCCUUCUGGAACUUGGUCUUCUCCUCCUGCGGGCUAAUGAUCUCGAACAGUCUCGGAUCAUCCUGGAGCAUGCAAAAUCAAACUACAAGAGUUACUCCCUGGAAUCUCGCUUACACUUCCGCAUCCAUGCGACCCUCAAUAAGAUCCACAGCAUCCAGAAGGGAAACCCUGGUGAUGGCAUAGGCCCCAUGGAAGGCUACCCCUCCAUCAGCAGGUCCCCCUCCCCAGCCAUCACCAAGACCUCGAACACAGCCACGAAUGGCAAUGAAAGUCACUUAAAUGGAUCAUCAGGCAAACACGUACAAGCCGUAGGAACUCAUCUGUGAUCACUUUGAUACCAAGGUGCAUACCAAGGACUGGUUUGGAAGUUUUUUUAAAAAGUUUAUUUUCUAGAUUUCUCGAGCAUCGGUGAUGCCGAGUAGAACACAAGCCAGGUGUCUCCCUAUUUUUUUGAGUGUAAAAACAAAACAAAACCAAUAAACAAAAAAAAAAAAGAGAAAAAAAUUG